Molecule: messenger RNA, 3119 nt
Organism: Hylaeus anthracinus
Lineage: Eukaryota; Metazoa; Arthropoda; Insecta; Hymenoptera; Colletidae
Exons: 8
Coding region: 439-2130 (563 amino acids)
Biological process (GO): spindle assembly
Cellular component (GO): HAUS complex; mitotic spindle microtubule
Molecular function (GO): microtubule binding
Source: RefSeq, a predicted model, not a curated record
AUACUUAAUAGAAAAAACAAACGAACGGUGGAAUCGAAAUUAGAAGAAUGUAUAUAACCUCAAAUUGCACCAAUUAAACAAAAAUUUAACGCCUAUCGGCAAUCCAAUUCGAUAGAGAAGAACGGACAAUAAUAAACCGACUCCAAGGAGAGGUCUCCAAGCAUGACCCUGACUUGCUAAUAAAUUUUUGUACAGUAGAUAAUAAAAAGCUAUAGCUAAUAGUAUAUAGUUUUAAGGGUAGAUGGUUUAUCAUUUAUAAAAUAUACACAUUGUAAAUGACUACUGUGUAGCAUAAAAAACAUAGUCAUUUGAAGGACGCAAAGACUGUCGUAAGGCAGUCUUCCAACAGGUAGAAGUGUGGAUCGCUCGUGUAUACGUUAAUUCGAGUCAUACGGAAAUUUUUAUAUAAAACAUAUAUAACGUAUAAAAGAAUAAAAUAUGUCGAUCGAUACUUCGUUUUAUAAUAAUGUGUUUCUACUUAUGCAAGUUGUGCCAGCAUCGUUCGAAUGUACCAAACACUUGAGAAAGGGAAUGUUUGAUAAGCCUAAUUCUUCUGGUUUCAUUCAUGUCUCGCAUUACUUGUUGUCCGUGCAUAAUUCGAAGGAAUUUAAAAAAAUGGUUAACUGGCCGAUAAUGAACAAAGUGGAUGAAAAACGAUAUCGUGCAGAAAUAAAAAAUUAUUUAGAGAUUUUAGCUAACGAAAAUCCUGAUAUAGAAUUUCCACAAAUACUCAUAUCUCGAUUAUUUCACGCAACAGGAACGAAAUUCUUGAAUAUUAUGUGGAAAAUAUCAGUAAUUAGCCUUAGAGCUUACCUUAGUAGACAAAAUGAUACAACAUUAUUACAGCCUCCAAAAGCAGGGAUCAACUACAAUAUAACUAAAACUUUCUUAAUCAAUAUAAAUCGAAGACAUAACAUUAAUAUUUUUAAGUUUCACAAAAAGAUACAACUUAUUUCAAAAGAUUUUGAACACUAUAUGCAAAACACAAGUGAUCAUUUAAAAACUGUACAAACUGAUAUCUUUAAUACAAUGGAAACAAUAGAAAAAUGGAUACCUAUGGCUCCAGUUAGCCCAUUAAUUCUAGCAGAAUUAAGAAAUAUUGAAAACUCAGACAUUAUAAACAUGUGGAAAACAAAUAUUAAAGAUAAUAUUAAGUAUCUUCAAAACAUCAAAUCAAAUUUAAACAAACUGAAAAUUCUUAGUAAUACAUUAGACAAUUUAAGUACGAAUUUAUUUGUUGAUUGUAAAAUUUUUCAUGGUAAAGAUUUUACAAAUAUGAAUACUGGAAUAGUACCUCUGUGUUUUGGUAACAACAUACAGCACAUUAACAAAGGAUUAUAUAAGAAUGGCUGCUUAAUACUUCACACUCUAUUGUUAAUAUUCAAUAAAACAUUAAAGCAUAUGGAAUAUUGCCUAACAGUAAAUAUUCCAAUAGACUUAUCAAACUACGAAUCAACAAUUUUCGAGCACUGUCAAAAGCUAAAAUCCAUGGAAGAAUCAUUUCAAAAACUGGAAUUCAAAGUUUCCAAUAAGUUACAUGAUGUACAAUGUCAUACUUUACAAGAGAAAUCUUUAAACUAUACUAUGGAAACAGAUUUCUUUAAUUUGAUGAGUGAAAAAAUAUUGUACACUUCACCAGAACUGAACUUUUCUAUUAAUGUAUGCAAAGGAGAUGAAAAAUUAUACAAAAGAUUAUGCUUUUCACCAUUGAAAGGUAAAUACAAUCAUUUGUUUAAAAGGCAUCCACUUAAUAGACAGUAUAAAACAGUUUCACCUAACCAAUCACCAGUAAACGAUCAAUUUAAUAACAGUCUGGAAAAUGUUAUGCAGACUUGGAACUCUCCUAAGAGACAAUUAUUAACAUGUAACCAGAAAACUCCUAAUAAAAGAGAGAUGUCUCCAAUAUAUACACGAUUGUUUAGUCCAAGCAGUUCAAAGCAAAAUAAUUUUAAGGGUAAUAAUGCAGCAUCUACUCCAAUGAGAUCACAAAUAGUCGAAACACCAAAGAGAUCCAAAACUCAAAGCAUGAAACUUGAAUCUGUGAAUGUAAAUGAUACAAUGAAAGACAUUUUUGAUCUUUCAUGUAAAAUUACGAAGCUCGUAGAAUCUUUACCCACACCGAGUAUGUAACAUCGAUUUAAGAGAAAAGUAAAAUAAAUCUAUGUAUGCACAUAUUAGGCGAAUAAAAAUGAUAUUUUCGACUAUAAUGAUCUUAUUUCUUACAUGUUUUUUGAUUAUCGAUAAUCCUCGUGUUUGCACAGUUAUAACAACUGUGAUUAAACGUAACAAUGAUUAAAUAUUAAAUAUUUAUGCAAGAAUUGCAUCUAUUACAUCACACGAAACAUAGGUAUUAACAUAUUUUUGCGUGUGAAGUUUUAUGUAACUUUGGAAAUGAGAGAUAAUGCUUUAUAAUAUAUAGGUUAUUGUACUUGUUAUAGGUUAUUAUUCGUUGAAUACAUAUUACAUUUUGAUACGUUUGAAGAUAAAAGUACUGUUUACAUACAAUGGUAUAAUAAUAACAGUUUUGUGAUGAAAAUUCAUAGAGAUAUUAAAUAAAUAAUAUAAAUAGUAAAAAGGUUUUUAGUAGUGGAAUAGUUUUCUAUUUUGAACGCUAGAUGAUGCUAUCGAUACUUUUGAAUCAAUUAUUCUUUAUUUUUCAUAAAUACAUAAUUAAUACGAUUCUUUGCCUUAAAAUACUACAGUAUAUUAUUUUAAUAUAUUAUGUAAACAUUUAUCAGCUUUUAUAUAUGUAUCUGGGCCUAAGUAUCGACCACUGGUACUAAAACCAAUAAUAAAGUUCAGUGCUUGCUACCAGUAGUAACCGCCAUAUUUGCUCACCCGCUCACGGAGUGCUUAGUGAGCGGUGCUUGUCUAUAUGCACAUUUUAUUUGAUAUUCUUGUUAUCGCAAAAUAUUACGUUAGAUAGUGUUAUUUAAGAUUUAGAUGAGUUGUGCUUCCAUAUAUAAACACGCGUGUGUUUAACUUGACCGAGCUUCUCUUCUAGCUUUGCUGACAUAGACGUGCAUUCCAUUUUUGGCGCGAAACCCGCAUAGCAUUUUCGAUGAUUUUUGUAUCGUUCAAAGAGUAGCUCGUAGUUUUGAAUAAAUUGUUUUGUUAUC